UAAAAAUAUAAAAUGUAAGUACUUUAAUGUUUAUCAUUAUUGUUGAUCAAAGAAAUUUACAUUGCUGAAACAGAAAUCUUCGAUACCGAAUAAUGGUAAUAUUGUUCAAAGAUUUGUUUAUUAUAGAGAGAUGUGAUUCUUACUCGUUGGAAUGUAAAGAAAAGCUUUAAUAAUUAAACAGUUAAUCAUUUAUUUCAUGAAUAUUUCACUUAAUCUUAUAGUAAUACAAUUUACAUUAAUAUAAACUUGUAAGAUUUAUUUACAUUUCUAGUGUAAAGACAAUUUCAGAGAAGUAUUUUAUUGCUGAUAAAUUAAUAUUAAUUCUAAAUUAUUUAAAAAAUUCUUUUAUUACAUAUGUGUGUGUAAGUACUUAUAUUAGUAGUAUUGAUAUUUGUAAUGAUGUCACUGCUUUCGAGGCGCUGUACAGAACACAUGGCAGAUUUAACCUGAUCUAAUCUAAAUGGCAAAGUAGAAUAGUGUAUGAAAAUAUAUCUAUUUUUUAAUUUGUAAAAAAUAUUUUAUGUAUUUGAUUGACAAUGCCAACAUUAUUUAUUGGUGAUAAUUCCGACUCUGAUAAAGAGUUAAAAGUAAAUACGGAUUAUGCUCAGAAUUAUGAUAAUUUUCGUAAAAAGGAAGAACUUAAUAAGUUGAAAACAAAGUAUGGUGUAGAUUUGAAUACUGCUGUAAGUUUAGAUGAUGAAGAAGCAGAAUCCGAUUCUAGUUCCAGUUCUUCUGAAGAAGAUAGCGAAGGAGAUAAAUUAAAUGAACAAUUCGAUAAAGAAUUCUAUAGAACGUUAGCUCGUUUAAAGAAAAAAGAUCCUCUUAUUUAUGAUAAAAAGACAACAUUUUUUAAUAACGUAGAAGAUCAAGCUAAUGAAGCAGAAAAAAAUGAAGAAAAGAAAAAGAAGAAAAAGGAAAAAGUUAUGUUUCUAAGAGACUAUGAACGUAAAAUCAUAACUGAAAGAGAAGGAAAAUACAGUGAUACUGAAGAUGAAAUUGAGAUAGAACAGAAGAAAGAUCCAACAUAUACAGAGGAAGAACGUUUACUUAAAGAAAGUUUUAAGAAAGCAUUUAAUGAUGAAGAUGAAGAUACUGAGCUCUUAAAGCCAAAGGAAAAAAGUGAAACAGAGAAACAGCAGGAAGAAGAAGCUUAUAAAGAAUGGUUAAAAGGACAACAAAAGGAUAUCGAUCCUAAAGAACAAGAAGAAUUGAAAUCAUUGCGUGAUUUUUGGACUGAUCCUAAAUUAGACCCAAAUGAAAAGUUUUUAAGAGAUUAUGUGCUUAAUCAGAAAUUUUUAAAUAAAGAAUCUUCUAUUGAAGAUUUAAAUUAUAAUGAAAUGGUUCAUGACAGUGAUGAAAAUUUGUCAGAAGAUGAAAAUCAAAUAAAUAAGCAAGAAGAAUUUGAACAUAAAUACAAUUUUAGGUUUGAAGAACCUGAUCAAGAAUUUAUUAAAAGGUAUCCACGGACAAUGGAGAGCUCACUUAGAAAAAAAGAUACUCGCAGAGCACAAAAGAGAGUAGAAUUGAAAAAAAGAAAACAAGAAGAAAAAAUACGGAAGAAGGAGGAAUUAAAACAAUUAAAGGCAUUAAAAAGGAAAGAAAUAGAAGAGAAAAUAGAAAAACUUAAAGAAAUAACAGGAAAUGAUGAUAUACAUUUUAAUGAUAUUGAUUUGGAAGGAGAUUUUGAUCCAGCAGAACAUGAUCGAAAGAUGACAGAGAUUUUUGAUGAAGAAUAUUAUGCUGUACCAGAAGAUGAUAUAAAGCCUGAAUUUCCAGAUAUUGAUGAAGAAUUAGGGGUUGAUAAAAAUUGGGACGAUUUUGAUCCCCAUGUCGAUGAAAUUGUUGAUAAUGAAUAUGAUACACCACAUUGUGAAGAUCCAGACUUCAAUAUGGAUGCAGAUUACGAUGGGACACAGAACUUUCAAUCAGAAUUAGUGGAAGGGACGAAAAAGAAAAAACGAAGAAGACGUACUAGAUUUGCUGAAAUUAUAGCAAAAGAAAAACCAAAAUUUGAUCCAAUGAAACAUCCAUCCUAUGAGGAAUACUUUGAUCAGUAUUAUGGAUUAGAUUAUGAGGAUGUAAUUGGUGAUCUACCAUGUAGAUUUAAAUAUAGGAAAGUUGUUCCAAAUGACUAUGGUUUAACAGUUGAAGAGAUAUUAACGGCUGAUGAUAAAGAAUUAAACAAAUGGUGUUCAUUGAAAAAAGCUUUACAGUAUAAGCCUGAACACGUAGAACAAACGCAUGUCAAGGAAUAUCAGCGAAAGGCUCAGAAUGAGGCACUAAAACGAAAAAUACUUAAAAGUUUAUAUGCUCCUGAAGAGCCCGAAGUAUCUAAUGAAAGUGAUGAAACGAAAACGAACGAAACAAAAACGAAACGUCGACGUAAAAAGAAGAAUUCUAUUAUAUCUAACGAUGUUACACCUAAUAAUAUUCAUUCGGAAGAUACGAAAAAUAAUAAUAACGAUACUGUUCAAAUAUUAGUUAACGAAAAUGUGGAAACGAAAGAAAUUACGAAAGUAUUACAUGAAGAUGAAAAUACGACAGUUACCAAUAUUACAGAAUCGAAAAAUAAUAAAAAGCGAAAGCGAAAGAAAAAAGAACAUUCCAAUGAAAUUGAAUCCAAGAAAAUAAGAACAAACGAUACCGUUUACAAUAAUUUAAUAAAAGAUAUUAAAAAUGUUCAACAGAAUGCUGUCGAAAAAAUGGAAAUAGAUUCGAAGAUCGAUAAGAAACACGUUGAAAAAGCGGUAUCAAAUGUAAAGACAAUUUCUAAUGAAUUUAAUUCGAAUAAAAAACAUACUAUUCAGAAAACAAAGAAAUCCAAAAUAGGUAAAAAGAAAUUUAAAAAGAAUAAAAAAGACGAACCAAAUAGUCAAAUAGCUGCAUUGGAUGCAUCUAGAUUGAAAAUGUAUGGAAUAAAUGCGAAGAAAUUAAAAAACAAAUUAAAAUAUGGAAAACAGAAAUUAUAAUUCUUAUAAUUUUUAAUUAUAAAUUUGUAAAUAAAAUUUUAUUAAGGCUG
Messenger RNA from Vespa mandarinia (Asian giant hornet), 3019 nucleotides. Its product is annotated as protein KRI1 homolog. Lineage: Eukaryota; Metazoa; Arthropoda; Insecta; Hymenoptera; Vespidae. The record is from RefSeq and is a predicted model, not a curated record. Gene Ontology annotation, cellular component: nucleolus; 90S preribosome. Gene Ontology annotation, biological process: endonucleolytic cleavage in ITS1 to separate SSU-rRNA from 5.8S rRNA and LSU-rRNA from tricistronic rRNA transcript (SSU-rRNA, 5.8S rRNA, LSU-rRNA).